This is a messenger RNA of Lactuca virosa, 3394 nucleotides long. The record is from the annotation of a GenBank genome assembly. NCBI's taxonomy places the organism in Eukaryota, Viridiplantae, Streptophyta, Magnoliopsida, Asterales, Asteraceae.
AAAUUCUGCUGCUCCUUAGUAAAAAAGUGGUUUGACUUUCUCCACCGAAUUUCCAAAGUUUUCCAACCACACCCCUCACCUUUUCACAUUAUCCAUUAUUUCUUUGACCAUCCCCGUUCAUCUCAUCCAAAUUUCUUCACGAUCGUUCACAUAAUCUUUGCCCAACAAAGAUUUGAUUUUAUAGGAUCGAUCCUUCAUCUCAAUGGCGUCCUCUUCAACUUCAUCCGUUCACAAGAGCUUUAAGUAUGAUGUAUUUUUGAGUUUCAGGGGCGAAGAUACUCGUACGAACUUCGUUGAUCAUCUUUAUCAUGCUCUUCAGAACAAAAGCAUUCAUACUUACAAGGACGAUGAGAAAAUCAAAAAAGGGAAAAAGAUUAGUGAUGAGCUCAUCGGAUCGAUUGAAGAUUCAAAAUUCUACAUCAUUGUUUUCUCCAAGAACUAUGCCUCUUCAUCUUGGUGCUUGGAUGAGCUUCUGAAGAUAAUGGAGUGCCAUAGGACGACAGAGCAAACUGCAUACCCUGUCUUCUAUGAUGUGGAACCCUCCGAAGUCAGAAAACAAAGUGGGGCAGUUGGAGAAGCAUUUGCCAAGUACGAAAUGGAAGAGGCUGCUGGGAAAUGGAGAGUGGCUCUGAAAGAAGCAGCGGAUCUUGCGGGGUGGGAGUUGAAGAAGACUGCUGAUGGGCAUGAAGCUAAAGUCAUCCAAAAAAUAGUUGAAGAGCUUUCACUAGAAUUACGUUCCAUCAGUUUCAACAUUGACGAAAAGUUAGUAGGAAUGGAGACCAGGAUCAAAGAUCUUGUAUCAUCUAUAGGAAUUGGUUGUGAUGAUGUCCGAAUGAUUGGGAUCAAGGGAAUGGGAGGUGGCGGAAAGACAACUUUAGCAAGAGCUGUUUUUGAUUACAUAUCCUUUCAGUUUGAAGGUAAAAGCUUUGUUGAAAAUGUAAGGGAAAAUGUUUCUUUCUCUGGUUUAAAGUCUUUGCAAAAGCAAGUCCUUUCAGACGUCUUAAAUGAAGACAUACGUGUAAGUAGUAUUUCUGACGGGAAGUACUUGAUGAAGAGGAGGCUCCGUGAUAAAAAGGUUCUUGUUGUUCUAGAUGAUGUGGAUCAUAUAGACCAGCUUGAGGCGUUAGCCGGUGAGCUUAAUUGGUUCAAGCCAGGAAGUAGAAUCAUAAUCACAACAAGAGACGAGCAAGUCCUGGUAGCACACAGGGUGGAGCUCAUUCGUGAUGUCAAUUUGUUAUCGGAUAAGGAAGCAAUUUGCCUUUUCAAUAUGUAUGCUUUUGGGAGAGAGGUUCCAAUUCAAAAGUAUGAAAAUCUAUCAAGACAAGUUGUACGUUAUGCUGCUGGUCUUCCGUUAACUAUCAGAGUUUUGGGUUCGUUUCUUUGUGGUAAGAAUGAGCUUGAAUGGAUAGAUGCCCUAGAACGACUAAAAACGAUUCCAUUAACAGAGACUCUGAAAAAAUUGGAACUAAGCUAUAUCGCCCUAGAGGAGGAUUACAAGGAAAUGUUUCUAGAUGUUGCAUGCAUCAUGAAAGGUUGGCGGAAAGAUGAUGCAAUCAAAGCACUUGAAUGCUGUGGGUUUCAUGCUAGAAAUGGAUUAAGAGUUCUUGAGCAAAAAUCGCUCAUAACUAGUUAUUAUGGUAUUUUCGAUAAAUACAAGUAUGUGGGCAUGCAUGACCAUCUUGAAGAAAUGGGCAGAAAUAUUGUUCGCCGCUCGCACCCAGAUAAACCUCACAAACAUACCCGAUUGUGGAUUUGUGAAGAAAUUAGAAAUGUAUUGGUUAACAAUUUGGGUACUAAAGUGACAAGGUGCUUACGAUUCGACAUUCAAAAUAGCAAUCGGGAAUUUGAUAUGAAAGGUUACCCUUUUAGGUCUUUACCCAUAACAUUUCAAACAAGUAAGCUUGUUUCACUUGAGAUGGCUAGAAGUAAAAUCGUACAACUUUGGGAAGGGGGAGAAAGAAAGGCUCUUAACAAGCUGAGAAUCCUGGACCUCAGUAGUUCAAUGUUGAGUACCCUUGACCUUGGGCUUACUCCGAAUCUUGAGACCUUGACUCUUCAAAACUGUUCUAAUUUGGUAGAACUUCACAUGCCUGUUGAAUGUUUAAAGCUCGUAUAUGUCAACCUCGGAGGUUCAAAGUUAAUCAGGACCCUUGACCUUAGGCUGGCACGAAAUCUCGAAGAGUUGAUUAUUGGGCAGACUCUCAAACUCUCAAACUCUUGCAACAAUUUGGAAAAACUUCAGAUGCCCAAUAGAUGCCUAAAUCUUCAAUCUUUGGUAAUCACAAAUUCAAAGUUGAGGACCCUUGACAUUGGGCAGACUCCAAAUCUCAGGAAUCUAGAUCUUAGUAAAAAUUAUUGCCUGGAAGAACUUACCAUUGCUGAUGAAUGUCAAAUGCUCUCCAACCUUAAUGUUAGUCAUUCAAAGUUGAGAACCUUUGACCUUAGACUGACUCCAAAUCUCGAGAGGUUGGAUCUUGACAGAUGUUAUAAUUUGGUAGAACUUGGCCCUCCCAUCGGUAAUAUGAAAAAGCUUGUUCACUUACACUUUAGUACUCUGGGGUUUGGAUAUUUUUCGUUUAAGGUAGAAGAUUAUACUUCUUGUGGUGUUGAUGAAUCACUUGAGGUUGGUCCUUUAGCUUUAUUAGAUCUGACUGUGAAGUCCCUAAAAAGCUGCCCACUUCAUCCCGAAAAUAGCUUUACAAAGUUUCAGUUUAGCUCUUAUUAUAGAGAAGAUCGACCCUCAUUCACCAGAAAUCUUGAGAUGCUUAUUUCUCUAGGUAUGUGUGCUUGCACAAACCUUGAGACGUUUUCAAGAAGUAUUUGUGGGUUACAACGUUUGAGAAAGCUUAAAAUAGAAGGCAGUAUUCUGGAGGUGCCCAAGGACCUAUAUAAGUUAGAAUGUCUCGAGGAGCUAGUUUUAUCGUAUACAGAGAUUAAGCAUCUUCCGGAUAGCAUUUGUAUGUUGAAACAUCUGAAAUCUCUCAAAAUUAUUUCAUGUUUGAGUCUUCAAAAGUUACCAGAAAAUCUUGGCCAAUUAGAAUGUUUGGAGAAGCUACAUUUGUCAGAUACAGAUAUUGAACGUCUUCCGGAUAGCAUUUGUAUGUUGAAAAAUCUGAAAUCUCUCAAAAAAAUUUCGUGUUUGCGUCUUCAAAAGUUACCGGUGGAUCUUGGCCAAUUAGAAUUUUUAGAGAAGCUAGAUUUGUCGCAUACACCUAUUGAAUGUCUUCCGGAUAGCAUUUGUAUGUUGAGACAUUUGGAAUCUCUCCUACUUUAUGAUUGUUCAUUGCUUGAGAAGUUACCUAAGGAAGUUGGAUGUCUAGAAUGUUUGAAAGAGUUAGCUAUAGAAGAAGCUUGGAAAAAAGCCAAUUUAAAAAGGAAUUAUUGUAAUAGGUGA